Messenger RNA from Parastagonospora nodorum SN15, 522 nucleotides. RefSeq lists its product as hypothetical. Bases 1 to 522 code for a protein of 173 amino acids. NCBI's taxonomy places the organism in Eukaryota, Fungi, Ascomycota, Dothideomycetes, Pleosporales, Phaeosphaeriaceae. The transcript is spliced from 3 exons. The record is from RefSeq and is a predicted model, not a curated record.
AUGGACCUCAACCCAGCACCCAGAGUGGCAAAGCGUCUAUACAAGAACGCCUCGCGAUUCAACCACAGACCCGAACAGCACCACCUCCAUCCCAACACAAUGUCAUCACCGACCAGCUCUCCCAACUUCUGGCAACCCCUCCUCUCCACCAUCGACAACACACCACCCUGGUUCUCCGCCCUCCCCGAACUCCUCGGGACCCUCUACCAACUCUCCAAAGCCAUCGACUGCGGCUACCUGCGCCCACGCCCCGUGAAGAGAAUGGUCCCGGACGUUGUGAUUUCCGCUGCUAUUAUCAAUAGGUAUCCUGUGUACCAGUGGCUUGUUCACGGGAAGACGUUCAGCACGAGUGUGGUUGUGCUUUGGGUGGGGCUUCAUUUGGCUGUGGUGGCGCUGCUUGUCAUGGCGGCGAGGGCGAGGAGGAUUAGUGAGGAGUGUGGGCGGAAGUUGGAGGAGUUGAAGAGGGAGGGCGUGGAGAGGGGAUUUGAAAAGGCGGAGGGGUGUAGGGAGUGUGGGCAUUAG